AUGGCAUCUCUGUCUUCUCACAUUCUAGUCCUUCCCUAUCCUGCCCAGGGGCACAUCCCUCCUCUCAUCGGCUUCUCUGCGGCACUGGCGGAUCGCGGCGCGCUCGUGACGCUGGUGAAUAUUGCGAGCAUCGAUUCCAGGAUCCGGGAGCGUUGGACAUGGCCAAGGGAGCUGGAGGGCAGCAUCCGGUUCGAGAGCUUAGAUUUCCCCUACGACAUUCCUCAAGGGUACGAUGCGUCCUGCCAUGUAGAUCAGGGAAAUUUCGUCCAGGCCCUUCGCGGCGCGCAGGUCCCAUUCGAAGAUCUGCUGAGAGAGAUGCUUAAUCGCGGCGAGCGAGUUUCGUGCAUCGUCGCAGAUUAUCUCUGGGGAUGGCAUGUCGAGUCUGCCAAGAAAUUUGGGGUUUCUUGUGCGUCCUACUGGCCUGGGAGCGCGACUUGGAUCAAUGUCCACUACCAUUUGCCCCUUCUUAUAUCAGCCGGUGAGGCACCGAUUAAAGAUGGCGACGAAAGAACGAUUUCCUACGUUCCGGGGCUCUCUCCAACGAAGCUCAAGGAUUUCCCAUACUACGCAAGGAUGGAAUUCAAGGGAACGCUCGAGUAUUUGAUGCAAGAGCAAGAAAAAACUCUCAGGAACUUCGGUGACAACUCGUGCUUACUGAUAAACUCGGCCGAAGAGUUGGAACCAGAUGCCUUCCAGUCCUUGAGAAAAGUUUUUGGAGAGAAGUGCACAGGGGUCGGGCCACUUUUUAAUCUGGAUCCAGCGAGAACAAGGCUUUGUCACAGCUUGCGAGAAGAAGACGGUGGCUGCAUAGCUUGGCUGGACACUCAAGCUCCAAAGUCGGUGCUUUACAUCUCCUUUGGCAGCGUUGUUGCGCUACCCGACUUGGAGCUCCAGGAACUCUCAAAGGCAGUGUUAGAAAUGGAGAGGCCUUUCCUUUGGGUGCUUCCGCCAGAGCAGAAGAACGAAAGCACCAAAGAGAUCACCGAGGCAGCAAGAGCUUCCUCCUUCACAAGAGGCCGGAUAGUAUCCUGGGCACCGCAGCUCCAAGUUUUGUCACACGCAUCGGUGGGAGGAUUUCUCAGCCACUGCGGCUGGAACUCGGUGCUCGAGGCCGUGACAAACGGAGUGCCUGUGCUGGGGUGGCCAUGCGCGAUCGAGCAGAACCUCAACUGCAAGGUGCUUGUUCACGACUGGAAGGCGGGCCUGAAGAUCGACAAGGCCGAGAAGGACGGGAUCAAGGCCGCGAUCGAGAAUCUGAUGGGAGGAAGCUGGCUUGAUCGUGCACAGGAACUUCGUGAGGUUGUUCUAAAGAGCGUGAGAGCUCGUGGACUUGUAAGCGAUCCGGUGUUGGAAAUCGCUCGCUCAAAACGAUAAAGGCAUUGCUAAAAAUCAAACGUUGCUUGUCCAAUUAUUAUUUUUGGCGAUCAGGGCGAUGUCAACAAGAUCAAGGCUAGAAACACUAGGCUGAUCCAUAACCGACAUUUUCUCGAGGACUCCCCGGUACGUCUUCUCUUUGGGCCAUAAAGUUUCUUUGAGCUUGCUGAUUUGCUUUAGUCUUAAUUAUAUCAGACCUUGAUUUUUCAAGUCUAUAUUAACUUACUUUGUGUGACACAUGGCAUUCUACGUCGGGACGACGUCCUGUGUGUGAAGCCCGAACGCUUGGAGUUGUGUGGGCCCUUUAAGUUCGCGCUAUAUCCAGUCGAGGGUGGUGUUGGGCUGAUCGAGUCCACAACUUGCAUAGCAGAGCUCGUGAGCCCAGCUUCGCAUCUACGUCCCUGGCAAGAGGAGCAGUUUAAAGAAGGAUCUCCCAGGUGGACAGCAUCCUGGCGUGUCGUCGUGACUUAUCCGAAAUGCUGCAAGCACCGCACCUGCUACAAAAAAAAUGUAGAUCUUGGCGAGAGCAGCGGCGCCGCUGUGGAAAGUAGUGAUGGAGCGAUAGAGCGAGACAUUUUCCAGGCAUGUCGAUCCAGACAAGGUCGCUUCCAAGAGAAGUUUCUUUUGUUUUAACAAAGUAACGCACUGCUGGUCUAGCGGUA
Messenger RNA from Selaginella moellendorffii, 2036 nucleotides. RefSeq names its product UDP-glycosyltransferase 85A7. Gene Ontology annotation, molecular function: UDP-glycosyltransferase activity. The transcript has 3 exons. Bases 1 to 1374 code for a protein of 457 amino acids. The record is from RefSeq and is a predicted model, not a curated record. Lineage: Eukaryota; Viridiplantae; Streptophyta; Lycopodiopsida; Selaginellales; Selaginellaceae.